This is a messenger RNA of Gadus morhua (Atlantic cod), 5409 nucleotides long. RefSeq names its product transmembrane protein 86A (gene tmem86a). Lineage: Eukaryota; Metazoa; Chordata; Actinopteri; Gadiformes; Gadidae. Gene Ontology annotation, molecular function: hydrolase activity. The transcript is spliced from 3 exons. Gene Ontology annotation, cellular component: membrane. The record is from RefSeq and is a predicted model, not a curated record. Bases 134 to 874 code for a protein of 246 amino acids.
CACAUUUCUUCCCAUUUGUUGUUGUACCGAAGAACAAAAACAAUCCGUACACACACUGAGGCUGGAUGUAAAAACGAAAAACUGCCACAUCCUCCAAGUAUUCAUUUGUGUCAGUCCCAACCUCAGGUUAAAGAUGGUUUCUCCAGUGACGGUGGUGAAGAGCGAGGGCCCCAAGCUGGUGCCCUUCUUCAAGGCCACCUGCGUGUACUUCGUGCUGUGGCUGCCCACCUCCAGCCCCUCCUGGUUCAGCGCCCUCAUCAAGUGUCUGCCCAUCUUCUGCCUCUGGGUCUUCCUCCUGGCCCACGGGUUCAGCUUCCUGCGGGCGAACUCCAACGCCCGUAAGAUCCUGGCCGGCCUCAUCUUCUCCUCCCUCGGCGACGCGUUCCUCAUCUGGCAGGAGCAGGGCUACUUCAGCCACGGCCUUCUGAUGUUCGCCAUCACCCACGUCCUCUACUCCGCGGCCUUCGGCAUGCGGCCGCUGAACCCGGCGGCGGGCCUUCUGACCGGCGGCGUGUCGGCCGUGUCCUACGCCCUGCUGUACCCCUACCUGUCCGGGCCCUUCACCUACCUGGUGGCCGUCUACGUCGCCCUCAUCGGCUUCAUGGGCUGGCGGGCCAUCGCGGGCGUGCGGCUCACCGACGACCUGUGGACGUGGACCCGUCUGUCGGCGUGCCUGGGCGCGGUGCUCUUCAUGGCGUCCGACCUCACCAUCGCCGUCAACAAGUUCUGCUUCCCCGUGCCGCACUCGCGCGCCAUCAUCAUGGCCACCUACUACGCCGCGCAGAUGCUGAUCGCCCUGUCCGCCGUGGAGUGCCAGGACGCCGCCAACGCCGCCGCAGCCGCACAGGUGGUCCGGGAGAAGAAGAGGAUGUGAAAGGUAUCGUGUAGUUACCGCGGCAACAAGACGGAGAUGGAUAAAGCCCAGCCCAACCCCCCCCCCCCCUCCCCGACUCAGCCACCUUUUCAGCCCAAGGUUAGCCGUCAGGCUCGGCACCCUGGCAAAAACCCACCCGAAUCCCUCGAAGCGUUUUGCCCCUUUGUUUUUUUACCAUGGCAACCGUGUCCCCCCCCCCCCCCCCCCCCCCCCCCCCCACCCUCAGCCUAGACAACGGUACUGUCCUCAUGGUCACAAACCUGGUUACCAUGGAGAUACGGUAGCCAUGGUCACCUGCUUUGUACCUGCAGUACACCAGACAUUUGUGUCUGUGUUGCAUCACAAACACAGUGUGUGUGUGUGUGUGUGUGUGUGUGUGUGUGUGUGUGUGUGUGUGUGUGUGUGUGUGUGUGUGUGUGUGUGUGUGUGUGUGUGUGUGUGUGUGUGUGUGUGCUGGUGUUUGUGUGUAUGUGUGUAUGAGCACAGAGCACCAGUUUCCCCCUAAUCACCCCCAUUGCGGUUCAGUUAUCUCUUAACGUUACACAGCCAAAUUGUGCAAUCUCACUUUUUGUGCUUUCCCUCCAUGCUCCCACAGUAUUCUCUGUGUCACGCUACACGUCACUCCCUACAUCACCUUAUUAACCAGGUCUCCACACUGGUUGUCUGGAAGUGUUGUCCCUCUUGAGAACUGAACAAGGCUGCUGCUCUAGAGGAACUCCAUCACCACAGCCUGUCUCUGCCAUCGAUGAGUCUCUCCGUUCCCCUUGACGACAACCGCAUUGACGCCAUGCUGUUCUCAAGGCCCUGUGUGUAAGGAGGAGGAGGUUGUUGAGGGGAAGGACGGGGAGGAGGAGGAAGAGGAGGAGGAGGGGGAGGAGGAGGGGGAGGAGGAGAAGGUGGGGGAGUAGGAGGAAGGAAGAGAAAAAGGAAAAACAGAAAACAGGAAGAAUAAGAAAGCAUCGCAGAAGCUGAAACCACAGCAUUCUUCCACACAGAGCUGUCGUAUGUUCAGACUGUCCCCCUUCUCUGUGAGAAAUCAUUUUCCAUUUAUGGACUUUGUGUGCCGAUAUCCCACAAUGCACAGCGGUGCAGUGUUGUAAAAGGCAGUUUAUUUAUUGCUAUUUGAUCAAUGCCGAAAGAGACUUCUGGUGAUAGGAAAUGGUGAAAGAUGUUCUCUAUUCUCAGCCCAAUCAGGAAGUGGAACGGCCGAAGUGUACAUGCUGAUUGGUCACUUGGUGCUGAGCCACCAAAAAAGGCCGUAAGUGUUGAGGGGUGGAAAUUGCAGAAAUCAUGUGUUCAUGUGCUCAUCGAUUGUGGUCGGGUCUUUAAAGCUACACCUACGCACACACACGCACAGAUACACACACCCACUCACACACGCACGCACACACACACACACACACACACACACACACACACACACACACACACACACACACACACACACACACACACACACACACACACACACGUACACACACACACACAUGCAUACAAUCUUACAAACCUGCAAAGCACCUUGACUUUUAAAAGGUUGCUUUGACAGAAACAUUAUUACACACACCCCCCCCCACACACACACACACACACACACACACACACAAAUGAAAACAAACUUGUUUUUAAUCCUACAAAGCACCUCGUCUUUUAAAAGGUUGCUUGGAUUGAGACUUUAUCACACACGCACACACACACACACUCACACUCACACUCACACACACACACACACACACACACACACACACACACACACACACACACACACACACACACACACACACACACACACACAUUUCUACAUACACUGUCCUGGGACACCAUGACCUUUAAGGGCUGCAACAUGGUGACCAGAGCAGUGUUGUGGAAGCCAGGCAGCAGUAACUGGUUUCAUGUUAACACAGACUUGUACUCUCCCCCACUCUUCUCCGGAGAGACGCCGUCUGCACUGGAGCUGUGAUGACCUUGUUUUCUGUCUGUUGCACGUGUUUGGGUUUCAGAGCAUUUCUUUGAGGAAGUGAAACAAGUGGGACAUCAUGAUCAGCAGUCCAUCCUAGCAACACGGUUGCUGUGAACGAUCGCUGAACCAACUCUGUACAAUCCUGUAUCUAUAACUCUGCCCUGCUGAACAAUCUCAUGGUACAUCUCAUGUACAGUACACAUUUUGGUAAAAAUAACAUUGUUUAUUUACUUAUUAAUACUCACCUAUACCAUACCUAUCAAAGGGACUUAUGCUAAUAUUCAGUGGCACAAUGUACUUAUGAAUACGUAUUACUUAUUAUUAUCGAUAGCACUGUUGAUAACUGAUGCUGUGGUGUCUUUAGCCCCGAGGGGAGGAAUACUUUAACAGUCUGAGUUGUGUUUGUAAUUCUAGGUCAUUGACCUGAGGUGCUGUCUGCAGUGCUCUCACACACAGCGUGUUCAAACAGGAACUUCAUUCUGCCGGUGAAGCAGAAACUGCGGCAUUUUGCAGUGUGGCGGGUCAUCCUCUUCGGUCCGUAAGAAAGUCUCGUUGCCAAAGGGUCUGUUUUAUCAAAGUGACUCCCUUUCGUGUCUUGUUUAUCAUCUGCUUGUACAUAUCAGCAGAAACUUCAGGCUCAGUCGGACCAGACUUAUGUUGCUGUGUUCUGUGUUCUGUGUUCUGCCUGCAGACAGACAGACACUGUCUGGCGUGAAGGCAAGGCAGCUUUGUCUGGGUGUAAUCAGCCGCUGCUGAGGAAUCUCCUCGGAACAGACGCUUACAUUUGUCAGGAGAAAGAGAAACAACAGUAUGUCGCUGUCGGUACAGCAAGGAUGUUGAUAGGACCAAGUGCCAAGCACUUAUAAUCAUUAGGUUAACCCAUUCCCCGUAUACGAUAGAUAGGACAAGAUGCUACCCAAUGCUAAGUAUUAUUUUUAAAGCCAAGGACGUACACCAUACAAUAAGUGCGUACAUUAAGUGCCAGGACGCACAACAUACAAUAAGUGCAUAUAUGUGUGCUAUGAUGUAUUUAGAGGGAGGACGAUCGAUUAACGGAACUGCAAUCGUACUCAUCCUUGGGGCGUGGGUUGUUUAUGUAAGCACCGCAUUCCUGGUCCCAAAUAUUACAUAAAAAACACUUUGCUCCUUCGCUGGUAUCCUGCUGCAGGAGGACAGGAGCCCUAUAAGGACUCUUUCCUGAAGCCCCCGUCCAGAUCUGUGAUGAUGUCACUGGACUUCCGGACAGCGUUCCAUCUUUGGUCCGACGUGGGGCCGUUUCGUCUCCGUCGGUUCUUCCGACGGUUCGGUCAAGAAUGAUCAAUUGAUUUAGACCAAUGAUGUGCAUUUAAAGCUAGCACUAGAUCGGCUCGAUCUAGUCUAGGAAUCCUCUCUGUAUGAAUUAUAUUUAGAUUUGAUAUUCUAUAUCGACACAAACAUUGCCCUGGGAGCCUCUCUCUCUCUCUCUCUCUCUCUCUCUCUCUCUCUCUCUCUCUCUCUCUCUCUCUCUCUCUCUCUCUCUCUCUCUCUCUCUCUCUCUCUCUCUCUCUCUCUCUCUCUCUCUCUCUCUCUCUCUCUCUCUCUCUCUCUCUCUCUCUCUCUCUCUCCUGGUCCGGUCAGCCCGGGUGUUUAGCAGUCAGCCAGAGCAAGCAGCCCAGGUUGUGGUGUGUGUGUGUGUUGGGGGGGGAGGGGGGAUGGAAAAAAGGGCCUGUGGUUUCAUUUAAUCCACGGCACAGUUUUGUCUUUUUUUCUGGUUUGGUUUUUCCUGAACCUUUCCAGACAUUCUGUUUAUAUCCCCUUGCUGUGUGCUUAUUAACUCGAGGUUGACCUCUGCUUGCUUGUUUCCAGGGGGCUAAAAUUAGGAUGGGCCGGACUUUCUUUAUUUUUUACUGCGUUUUAGAUUUGAAAAGCCAUUCCCCUGAUGUCAACCCACAUGCACAUUGACUUCACAGGGCGUGGCGGGUUCAGUCUCGCUCACCAGGUGUUCUAGGUCCUUACAGUCCGUUACCUGUUAACUACGGCACUUUUUCAGUAGACUUAAGCCAGUCAGUACAUGCUCUUUUUAAAAUUUUAAAACACACACUCUUGUAUGCAUUUAUAACGAACCACCUUUUUCAUUUUCAUAUAUAUCGUGAGGAGAGGAAAGCUGUCUGUAGGCAUGCUAUCGCAUUGUGCUGUGUGUCUUCACCGUUGAAGGCUGAGAGAAAUGCUGGGGAAUGUAUUGACAAGUGUUUUUAGCUUCACGUGGAUGGAAUCCUUUUAUUUUUGAAGUCUUGCAUAGAAUGUAUGCGGACAAUGCUAUCUCUAGAUCUUUAGAUUAGAGUCUCUUUCCUCAGGCGUGCUCCUGAAAUGCAUUGAUUUCCUGUCACGAUGGGUGCCCAGAAAUUCUUAAAAGCUCUUCUGAACAAAUGAAUAAAUGCUGGAUUUCGAUUGAAUCUUGUUAUCAUCUUGCCUUGUCCUUAACUUUUCAAUUUAGUGCUCUGGUUUUCACCCAUGAAUGUAGAGGUCAGACUCUUUCCCUUAGUGAACUUACUACGAAUGUGAAUCAAUGGAAAAUAAAUGCAAAUGCAAUGCAACUUCC